Molecule: messenger RNA, 702 nt
Organism: Sorghum bicolor (sorghum)
Lineage: Eukaryota; Viridiplantae; Streptophyta; Magnoliopsida; Poales; Poaceae
Product: protein FLOWERING LOCUS T
Exons: 5
Coding region: 1-702 (233 amino acids)
Source: RefSeq, a predicted model, not a curated record
AUGGCCAACGAUUCCUUGGUUACAGCUCGUGUCAUAGGAGAUGUCCUGGACCCCUUCUACAGCUCCAUUGAUCUGAUGGUGCUCUUCAAUGGUAUGCCCAUUGUCAGCGGCAUGGAGUUGCGUGCUCCGACGGUCUCUGAGAGGCCAAGGGUUGAGAUCGGAGGAGAUGACUAUCGUGUUGCUUAUACCCUGGUGAUGGUUGAUCCUGAUGCUCCAAACCCAAGCAACCCAACCCUAAGGGAGUACCUGCACUGGAUGGUCACUGACAUUCCAGCGUCAACUGAUGACACCUACGGGCGGGAGGUGAUGUGCUACGAGGCCCCAAACCCGACGACGGGGAUCCACCGCAUGGUGCUGGUGCUGUUCCGGCAGCUGGGGCGGGAGACGGUGUACGCGCCGUCCUGGCGCCACAACUUCAGCACGCGCGGCUUCGCCCGCCGCUACAACCUCGGCGCGCCCGUCGCCGCCAUGUACUUCAACUGCCAGCGCCAGAACGGCUCCGGCGGACGGAGGUUCACCGGGGCCUACACCGGCGGCAGACAUGAGGAUGGUUCUAAUAAUUUUGAUGAUGAGGAUUCCGAGGACUCUGACCAAGAGGACGAAGACGAUGGCGGCUUGAGCAACGUCCGCUGGAGGAUCCUGCUAGCGAGGGAUGACAUGAAUGACCUCUUCGAGCACAACUACAAGGACAUGAAGCGCUGA